Molecule: messenger RNA, 1518 nt
Organism: Bolinopsis microptera
Lineage: Eukaryota; Metazoa; Ctenophora; Tentaculata; Lobata; Bolinopsidae
Product: myb-like protein X
Exons: 3
Coding region: 94-1518 (474 amino acids)
Source: RefSeq, a predicted model, not a curated record
GUGGUUUAUACCCUAACUCUCACCAACCGCUUGUCUUUUACCGUUCACCCUCAGGUGCUGAUACCUAUCGUCGUUUUGUUUUGACAAUCAAACAUGUUUGAUUUUUCCGAGGGAUCGCCCAUCAGCGAGAAGAAACCUUUGAAGAUUGGGGUGAACAGAUCACGAUCAAGGAAGACUCAAAAGGUGAUCGCAGUGGUGAUACUCGUUAUCUUUCUGAUUGUAGCAUUGGCUGUUGCUGUUACAGUGUUUUAUGCAGAGGAAAAGGUUGAGUCUAGGGAUGCGGUAACUGUUGAGGUAGGGAGGUGGAGUGCUGUAACACAGAGUCCUUCCAUUGGGAAUAUGGAGGAGGAUCAGAGGCAUGGUGAUAUGGAGAAUGAGGAGGAGAAUGAGGGGGAGAAUGGUGGGGAGAAUAAGAAAGAGAAUGAGGAGAAGGACAAUAAGGAGGAGAAUGAAGGGGAGGAUGAGGAGGAAAAUGAGGAGAAGAGUGAUGAGGAGAAUAAGGAGGAGAAUCAGACGCGGAAUGAGGAGGAGAAUAAAGAGGAGAAUAAGGGGGAAAAUGAGGAGAAGAGUGAUGAGGAGAAUAAGGAGGAGAAUCAUACGCGGAAUGAGGAGGAGAAUAAGAAGGAGAAUGUCGAGAAGGAGAAUAAGGAUAAGAAUGAGGGAAAGAAUGAGGAGGAGAAUAGGGAGGAGGAUAAGGAGAAGAAUGAGAAGGAGAAUGAUAAGAAUAAGAAAGAUGAGAAUGAGACACAGAAUGAGAAGGAGCAUGAGAAUAAGACGCAGAAUGAGGAGGAGAAUAAGACGCAGAAUGAGGAGGAGAAUGAGAAGGAGAAUAAUAAGGAUAAUGAGAAUGAUGAGAAGAUUACGAAUGAUGAGAAUGAGAAGGAUAAUGAGAAUGAGGAGGAGAAUGAGAAUGAGAAGCAGAAUGAGGAGAAUGAGGAGGAGAAUGAGAAGGAGAAUGAGGAGGACAAUAAGGAGGAGAAUGAGGAGGAGAAUAAGGAGGAAAAUGAGGAGAAGAGUGACGAGGAGAAUGAGAAGGAGAAUGGGGAGGAGAAUAAGGAAGAGAAUGAGACGCCGAAUGAGGAGGAUAAUGAGAAGGAAAAUGAGACGCAGAAUAAGGAGGAGAAUGAGGAGGAGAAUAAGGAGGAAAAUGAGACGCAGAAUAAGGAGAAUAAGGAGGAAAAUGAGAAGAAGAGUGACGAGAAGAAUGACAAGGAGAAGAAAAACGAAGCAGAUGUUAUUGAAGCAACUGACACAUCACCAGAGGACGAGAUGCAGGAGGGAGACGAGGACAAAGAGAAGAUUAUAGAUCAAGAAAAGAGUGAUGAGGAAACGGCAAGUGUGACGGAGGAACCCACAAACACGGACAGUAAAGAAUGUGUAAAUGUUCCCUACCAGUUCAUGGAAAGCUGUUUAAAGUUGCAGAAGAAAUGUAACGAGACAAAAGAGGUGAAAAUCUGCUGCAGAACAGUCUACUGUUUCGCCCUCAAGAGAGGAGACGAUCUUAUAUCGUCCCCUUGA